AGUUUCAAGGGUCAAACUCUUGAGAGAACAAAAUCUCUUGAUGCCAUUUCUGAAAUAGACCGUGUAUCUAUAUUGACAAACGGUGAAGCUGGUCAUUCCUCUAAAGUUGCUGGAUUUAGAGUUGGGGAACUCUCACUUCCUAAUGGAGAGUCAUAUUGUGGGUCCCUUCUUGGUAACAUUCCUGAGGGUCAGGGUAAGUAUGUAUGGUCAGAUGGUUGUGUAUAUGAUGGUGAGUGGAGACGGGGGAUGAGAAAUGGAUUUGGGAAAAUACAAUGGCCUUCUGGAGUAAUGUAUGAAGGUGAGUUCUCAGAUGGCUAUAUUCAUGGUACAAGAACGUAUAUUGGUCCGGAUAAUCUGACCUACAAUGGUCGAUGGCGAUUAAAUCUUAAACAUGGGUUGGGUUAUCAAGUUUAUCCAAAUGGAGAUAUCUUUGAAGGCUCUUGGAUCCAAGGAACACCGGAGGGUCCAGGCAAGUAUACGUGGGCCAAUGGGAAUGUAUAUUUGGGAAAUAUGAAAGGUGGGAGAAUGUCAGGGAAAGGAACUCUCACCUGGGUAAGUGGGGACUCAUUUGAAGGGAGCUGGCUAAAUGGGAUGAUGCACGGGCUUGGGUUAUAUACAUGGAGUGAUGGAGGCUGCUAUGUUGGGACUUGGACACGGGGUCUAAAAGAUGGCAAAGGAACCUUCUAUCCAAAAGGUAGCUGUCUUCCAUCUGCACAAGAAAUAUAUCUCAAUGCAUUGAGAAAAAGAGGGCUGUUGCCAGAUCUGAGAAAACAGAAACAGGUACAUAUUCAUCAUGCUGCUUUGAGCACCUAA
Vigna umbellata (rice bean) is the source of this 813-nucleotide messenger RNA. NCBI's taxonomy places the organism in Eukaryota, Viridiplantae, Streptophyta, Magnoliopsida, Fabales, Fabaceae. The record is from RefSeq and is a predicted model, not a curated record.